Molecule: messenger RNA, 1710 nt
Organism: Aspergillus mulundensis
Lineage: Eukaryota; Fungi; Ascomycota; Eurotiomycetes; Eurotiales; Aspergillaceae
Gene: nscC
Product: FAD-dependent monooxygenase nscC
Exons: 3
Coding region: 1-1710 (569 amino acids)
Source: RefSeq, a predicted model, not a curated record
AUGACCACCGACGACUGCCGCACAUUCCAUGGCCCCAGCUGCGCACAAGCUUCCCUCGAAUCAAACGGCAAACCUGAGGACCUUGAAGAAUUCGCCUUCAACACCCCCCUGCAAACUAUUUGGGGCGACGCAUGUUGCGUCUUAUGGCGUGAUUCAUUAGGAGGGUUUUGUGUGACCAUCAAGCUAUAUGCCACAAGAGGAACGUCUGGAUUUCCACCAUUGGCUUCUGAUAUUAGUUGUCAAUAUUCGUGGGCAACUCACCAUGGAAACCUCCUGAACAUCCCGGAUAAUUAUAGCGGCUUUGGGAAUCCUACGUUAGCUACCCCAAGGUAUCCAUCUUGUCUUGUGAUAAACAAUCUCCAAUACCCCGAAUCCUACUACGGGGUCUUCCCUUCCCAAUACAACCCUAUCCAGACACCAGCAUCCCUGGAUCUCAACACAACAAUCAAGCUGAACGCAAUGACGCCACCCAUUCUAAUCAUCGGCGCCGGCCUGUCAGGCCUAACAACCGCCCGCCUCCUCACAAACGCCGGAAUCCCCUGCAUCGUCUUCGAAGCCUCCCCUCCCUCCCGCACACAAGGGUACGCCAUAUCUCUCCGCGACUGGGGCUUCAAUACCCUCCUCAAAGCCCUCGGCAACCUCCCCUUGUCUAGUCUCACGCGCGGCGUCGCACCGGACCGCCACAUCGGCGGCUGGGGCUGGCUCGACCAGUCAUGGCGCAAUAACCAGACGGGAGAAAUCAUCAUGAUGCCGCCGAGAGAGUCGAAGGACAAGCCGUCCAUCCUGCGCGCGAACCGCGAUGCUCUGAGGCAGUGGAUUGCGGAUGCGGAUGCCGGGGGCGAGGAGGAGGUUGAUGUGCGGUAUGGGCAUCGGCUUGUGGGUGUGAAACUGCGCGGAGACGGUGAGGAUGGGGACUUGGUAACGGCCGAGUUCGCAAAUGGCGCCACGUACACAGGCUCUCUCCUCAUCGCCGCGGACGGCGUCCACUCGACCGUCCGCACGCUACUCGUGCCGAGCGCAAAACCCGAGAUCCUACCUGUCCUUGUCUACCACGGUGACUUCAAGCUCAGCCGGGACGAUUACGAGCGCGUCGUCCGGCCUCACGCGGGGGAAUCAACGAUUCUCGGGGGCGUCGGCGACGGGUUCAAUACCCCGCUGACGGUCUGCAAUAUCACGUCGACAACGGUGCACAUGGACUGGUCGUACUCGCGACCCAGUGUAGAAAAUGACCCGCUCUUUAACCCAGAAAUCACGUCCGAGGAAGCGAAAGUCAUUCCUGAAGCGCUGAUUGAGGAGAUCAAUGCAAAACAAUUGGGAGUGCCGUGGUCGCUGUUCGUGAACGGAGAGGCGAUGCGUGGGCAUAGGGUGUUCAAUUGGUUGAUAAGGUGUGUGUCGAUGGAGAGGAGCGAUGUGGAUUCUUGCUCGCGGAGGGGAGUCGUCUUUGUAGGUGACUCGUGGCAUGCGAUGCCGAUUUUUGGCGGGGAGGGCGGAAAUCAUGCGAUUCUCGACGGGAUUGAGUUGGCGAAGUUACUGCAAGGCAUCUGGGCCAGAUCUAAGGAGGAUAUGCAGGCGGCGAUUAAGAAGUAUUAUGACAAGUCUUGGAGACGGUGCACUGAUGCUGUGAGGAGGUCGAAACAGAGGUUUUAUCAACUUCAUCGGCCGAUUAGUGAGUGGGUUGAGAUUGCGGAGAAGCAGAAGAUGCGGGAGUAG